GACAUCUCUCUGGGUGCGCCGCCGCCGAUCACAUGUCUCUGCUUUGGAGCAGAUAAAACGUCGAUUAAAAUAUUAACAAAUACCACAGCGCACCGACGGUGGGAGAGGAAGACUUAUUUGUCACGUUAGAUAUUAUUAUUUAUACAGACGGAUACUACAACUUUAAUAAUACCGCAAUUGAUACUAUUCACGAGCGAACGCCGACGAGAUAGAUACGUGCCACUUCAACGCCGGUUCGUCCCGUGUAGGCAGACAAAUGCGUGUGGGUAUUUAUCGGGAGAGUUGUCGUAUACAAUAUUUAAAAAUAAAAACAAACGCUUCGGAAGCAACUAACGGUUUAAAGUGGCAGAACGUAGUGCGUGCAAUCGUGUGGUCUGAUAGAAGUGUGUGCAAUCUGUUCGUUAGUGGUCCAGCUUGCAGCUUGCAGCUCGCUAUUACUACUGUUUAUAUUAAAAAAUGUUAUGGACAAAAUAUCGUGGACUGUCACCUACAAUUUUUUUUCCAACCUUUCAAAAACUGAGAACGGAAAACGAUUCGAUCUAAUAAUUCCAGAAAUGGCGAUGGUGUCGGCUUGGUAUGCAUCGACUGUGGUUUGAAAUGUCAUCGGAAAUGUUGCGUGUAGAUAAUCUGCGACAACGGUUGUUCUGCAAUUCCGUGUUGGAUACAAAACGGGAAAGCCGGUGUCCUGUGUGCAACGCCAUGUUUUCAACCACGUACAGUAUGCGUCUGCAUUUACAGACCGUCCACAUGGACUUAAAACCUCAAAAUCUUACCGCCAAAACGUUUUAUCGCGAGUUUAACAACAACAACAGCAUUAAUAAUAAUAACAACAAUAACAGUAGUAAUAACAAUAACAACAAUACGGCCUUCGCCGCAAAGUCGCCGGCUAAAACGACGUCGUUCAACAAAAGUCCCGAACGCGCGCACAUCACACCUGUAAAAUCUUCGUACAACGGCGACUCAACGUGUAGCACAGACUUUAGUGAUGGAUAUCCGUCGGACAAGGACUCGUAUUUCGGUAGCUCGCCCAAAGAUGAUAUCCCUCUGUCAGUUGUGGGUGGCGGUUUCAUGUCGCCGGCCAACAAGAGAAGUAGCAGUGGCCACAUGAAGGCCAAGCGCACGUAUGCGUGCAGGUUGUGCUCGACCGUUUUCGGAAAUCUGCGGGCACUUAAGGGCCACAACUCGUCUAGCCACAAUAAAUCCACCAACGGCAUGUACGCGUGCAACAUUUGUGAGUUUGCCAGCACUGAAAAAGCGUCGCUAAACCACCACAUGAAAGGUCACACAGGCGAGACACCGUACGUGUGCAAAAAGUGUUCGUACGCGUUCACCACGAAGGCCAACUGCGAACGGCACCUGCGCACCAUACAUAAGGCGUCCAACGCCGAGGUAAAGGCGUCGAUAUUGUUCAAGAACGAGGAUAAAUCGGCCGGGUCAGUGCAGUCAGCCAACGAUGAAGCAGCUGCCGACAAGAGUGAAGAGCUGUUCCACCACCUUCGCCUGCAGCACCACAAUCAGACAACAACGGACUAUUCCCAGUACGAAUCAUCCGGCCAAAAGAGCUCAGAGGACGACGAGGAUGAGUACGAUGAGCCACUGGACCUCAGUAUGAAGCGUUUUAAACAGGACUUCGACAGCGAGCCGCAGGAUUUGUCAAUCAACAGUAAGAGGUCGUCGUCAUCGUCGUCUUUUACAGCCGCCGCCACCGCCGGUGAUCACACAGACGAGGAGGACGUUAACAAACCGACUGCGACGAUGCCGUUCCGCGAGCAAUUUGUACCGCACGCCCCGCCCGGCUUCAUGGACUUAUCAUUACCCACUCCUUUACACGCGUAUUUUCUCAACGAACAUCGUAUGUUUUUCAACGGCAUGUACCCAGCCGCAGAACGGAUGCUGCCCAUACCACUCACCGUCGACAUGAUCCGUGCAAUGCGGCAGAUGAACGAACCGGUACCGGUCCCAGCUCAAGAGCCGGCCGAUACCGUUGUCCCACCGAAGCCUGAUACGCCUGAGCCUGCGACCGUACCACCUCCGCCACCUAUUCCGUCGUCCGUAGACGUUGCGCAAAAACCAAAAGACACCAACGGGUUGCGAUUGGUGAUGAAAAACGGCAUUCUGGUGCCCAAACAGAGGCGGUUCAGAACGGACAGGCCACAUGUCUGCGAGACGUGCAAACGGGCAUUCACAUUGAAAUCAAACCGCGAUCGGCACGUCAAAAACCAACAUCCGACCGAUUGGCACAAGAAACCUAGGUCGUUAUCGUCCAAGUCGGAACCGCAGUUCUCAGCCAUCAAACAAGAACAACAGGACACGUCGCCGAUUUCGAAUCAAGUGAAAAUGGCUUUAUCGUUGAAAUGUCGGCCGUCAGAACAGCUGUUACGGACCGAAGAUGAAGUAGACGAAGACGAAGAAGAUGACGACAUAGUGGAGGAGGAGGACAAACUCGUCAUAGUGGAAGACGGUGGAGAGCAUAACAAGCCCGCCGAAGUUAAGGAAAAGUGCUCUGAGAUCAAAGAGGAGUCUGCCGAUCUGGUUAGCGUAUCCAGAUUGCUGGACAACGCUUCGCACCAGACGUUUCCGCAGUUCACCAGAUCUGAUGAGGACCAUAACGAGGUGACCAGCAGCGAAGAAGAGCACAGCGAGGCUGCUAGCUAUUCUGAAAACGACGGUUCUAGUAUUAACGCAGUGAACAACAACAUUGAUAUAAAUUUCAACACAGACAAGGAUGAGAACCGAGAGAAGCGGAAAAAAGUUAGUGCAUACGCGGCUGCACCCAACAGGGUGUUAUGUCCGUUCUGUUACCUUUCGUUCCCGUGGACUUCGUCGCUGAAACGUCAUAUCCGCACGCACACAGGCGAAAAACCGUAUCAGUGCAAACACUGUCCGCUAUCGUUCUCGACGAAGUCUAACCGUGACCGGCAUAUCCUGCGCCUGCACUGUACACCACCAAGCAAGUCGGCCGCUUCGUCCGACAAUGAAACAACCGCCGCGGCGCCAGCCGACGCUAAAAACGCGUACAAGUGCACGUCGUGCCCGAACGUCGCGUUUUCCAAGCGCAAAAACUUGAUCAGCCACAUAAAUCGGGUGCAUUUCGAUAAGAACAGUGGUGGUGGCGGUGUGGGAGAAGACGACGAACGAGGCGGUGACGGUACCGAAGAAGAUGGCGGUGAGUCUGAACGUGAUUACUCGACAAUGACCAUGUUUAACGGAUGGUGUGGUAAUAAUAACGCGGCUUCGGCGACCACCACGGCCAACACCACCACCUCAACUACAGCCACCACCCCGUCCAACACGGUCACCGGAUCCGAGCCGUGUUUCAAGUGUCACCUGUGCGACAGCAGCUACCUGGACAGACAGGGCGCUUUGGACCAUAUCAGGAUCGACCACGCCGAAUGUUACGAGAUACUGGUGUCCCAGGGAGCCAUGGACAAUGACCACGAUUCGUCGGCCGUCAAACAAGACGACGUGGAAAACAGAAAGGUCUUGUGCGCGUUCUGUUUGCACCGUUUCUACUCUGCCGAGGACUUGCGCCGGCACAUGCGCACCCACACGAAGGAACAGCCGUUUGCGUGCUUGUCGUGCAAGCGCCGGUUCACGCUGAAGCACAGCAUGGUCCGGCACAUAGCCAAAAAACACGGUGGCUGCCAAGACCAACAAUACGGAGGCGGUGGCGCUGGGGGUGGCAGCGACCACGAACGAAGGUCCGCCAGUCCUCCGAACACCCCUCCACCAACGGGAGGUCCUGUCACCGGUUACGAUGACUGCUGCAGCAACCGGACAGACACGGGACUGAUCGGCACGCUGCUCGGCAUCCGCGACAGCACUGUCAUCGAUCAGGUGUUGCAGACAAAGUCGCCGGAGGACGCGGCCAAAAUGUUGGGAAUCAAAAGCAGCAGCGACUAGAGAUCGACGCCCGCGCACAGGCCGUAGCCGGGUCAGAUCCACUUGUACGAUAAUUUUGUCAAUAAUUUUACACACAUAAUCUUAUUUCUUAUUAUAAACCAUAUACAUAGAGAGACAGAGAGAGCUUGUCGUCGGAAUACGACAUUUAUAAUAUAGUGUUAAGUAUAUAUAUAUUAUUAUUAAAAUUAUGUUAUUAUAAAUUAUAUUAUAAGAAAUUACGCGUUUUGCAGUAUAUUAUCAUACACCAAUCGUGUUAUUGGCUGACCAUUGUUGCCUUAUUAAAUUUUAGUCGAUAUUAUUGUAGAUUGGCUGCUAAGCAUCUACAAUAAUAUCAUUAUUAUUAUUAUUAUUAUUACUAUUAAUUUUAUUUUAAGAACGCAAAUUAUAUUUAAAACUGUUAUUCACUGAAACGGUUACGGUUCCGUUGAGUAUCUUAAGCAUAGUAUUAGUGUUUUAGAUAAGUUUAUAGUAGUAUAGUUAUAAGUAUCGUCGGUGGUGUAGUAGAGUAGACGGACGGAGUCGAUAUCGAAAAAAAAAGAAACGCCAAUGCAAUUUCUACUUUUCGAUACCUACUCGGUCACCAAAGUCGUUUUUGACGUCUUCGACAAAUAUAAUAUUCACCCCCACCCCAUAAGGGAAAAUGACCGUUGCUGAGCACGGUGUCAACGAUAUAAAAAGAUACAUAAUAAUAUCGAUUAGAUUUAUUUUACUAUUAUAUUUACGUCGGCCACACCACUGAGUUAACGGUAGUUUUAUUUUUCAUUUUUUAUUACUUAACUUUUCUUUCUUUCGUUUUGUGUGUUCCUCUUUCGGUACGCGUCCCCGCGAUCGUCUCGAAUUCGCGUUUUCUCGUUCACCACAUCACGACUAAACGCGCAUUCGACAUUCCCGGAUUUAAAGAUUUUUUUUGGUCUGCAUAAGAUUUUCGUCUCUUACAGGAAUUUCUGCAAUGGUCGGAAAUAUUAUUCGGCAAAAAAAUCUUUCGACUAGUACCCAUACUUAUUUUCUCAUCGUAUGCAAUUUUCACCGCGUUAUAUUGAAGUCGAUCGCCCGAUUAAUGUGCAACCAAAUGUACACGCGCGCGUGCCUUCGUCGGUUUCCAGAGCCUGUUCGAUGAAGACUAACGUCUAUAUCCCGGAGAAUAAAAUCUGAAUUAAUAAUAUAACCUGUAUAGACAGUAGACACCCUAUACUCCAUAUUAUAUUUAAUAUUGGUUUGUUUAGUUUUAAGAGUGUUACUCACUAAAAUAUUUUCAUUUUUUUGUUUUAUUUCACACCAGGGGGGGGGGGCACGUGGUUUCGUUGUUUUGACAUUUGUAAAUCUAACGUGACUGCACUAACAUAUAUUACAUACUAUAAUAUUUCGGUAAAACUAAAUCAUAAAAUAUAUUUGUAUAAAAAUAAUAAUACCUAUACCAACAGUAAUAUUAUUAUUAUUACAUAUAAACGGGGUUGUUAACCUAUAGCUGACCUUAUUGUAUAAUAUGAUUUAUUGAAUUAUAGACUUCUAGAAACGUUUAAUUAUAUAUUAGUAAUUUUAGUUUUUAUUAAUAUACAUGUACAUUUGUAUAUGUAUGUGUGUGUGUGUGUGUGUGUGUGUGUGUGUGUGUGUGUGUGUGAGUGUAUGCCAUGUACUAUAUUAUAUAUAUAUUAUAAAGCACUGUUUUAUUAAUUAUUAUUAUUCGUCAAUUUUGGGCUGCACUAUUAUUAUUAAUUUUCAGUUAUAAAAAAAAAACAAUAAAAUAAAGAAAAAAAAUAUUAAUAAUUUAAAAAAAUCUAGUCGAGCGAAGGUGUAUUUUAAUGAAAUUAACUAAUAUAAUAAUAGUGUAAAAAUGUAUGUACUGAGCCCUCGAUGUUAUUUAGCCAUAAUAAUACCUAAUAACGUAUCGAUAACAUACGUGGUUAGUUAUAGUUUUUUAGUUGUGUAAGGCACAUCCCUUUUCUUCCUCUCUGUACAUUCCUCUUUGUUCCAAAACAAUCAUAAUAUUAUAAAGGUUUAUAAUUUUUUAACCAACAAUCAUUAUUUACCUAUAUAGAUACAUUUUUCCAGACUGUAAACAUUUUUUUUAUCUCAUUUUUAUUUUAUGUAUAUAGCUGCAUAAUAUAUUUAUUUUAUAAUAUAACGUGUGUAGCAAGUUGGCAUAUUUUAUCUUUUUUUUGUGGUUAUUAUUUUAUGCAAGUGAUACUAGUCGUUAUACAUAUUGGUUAAAGUUUGUCCCAUUAUUAUUAUUAUUAUUAUUAUUAUUAUUAUUAUUAUUAUUAUAUACCAUUAUUACAGUCGCCAACAUUAUUUUAUUUACCUAUAUAGACUAAACGCGAAUGUAUACCUUAAUUAUAAUUUCUGAAGUUGUAUAGUUAUAUAGACAGUGCUAAAGCAAUAUUAAUCAUUAUCUGUAUUUAAAUAAAUUUAUUAUAAUAUUUAUCUCGUAGUUCUAUUGUGUGUUUGAACUCCGAUUAUAAUAAUAAUAAGUAAAAAAGCAAUAAUUUAAAAAGAAAUCGUAUAUGAUAUUGUAUUUAUUAUUAAUUUAUAAAAGUUUGUUUUUGAAAAUUAAAAUAAACUUCAGUGUGAGUGAAA
Rhopalosiphum padi (bird cherry-oat aphid) is the source of this 6477-nucleotide messenger RNA. RefSeq lists its product as uncharacterized. Bases 577 to 3903 code for a protein of 1108 amino acids. The record is from RefSeq and is a predicted model, not a curated record. Lineage: Eukaryota; Metazoa; Arthropoda; Insecta; Hemiptera; Aphididae. The transcript is spliced from 4 exons. Gene Ontology annotation, biological process: regulation of transcription by RNA polymerase II. Gene Ontology annotation, molecular function: DNA-binding transcription activator activity, RNA polymerase II-specific; RNA polymerase II cis-regulatory region sequence-specific DNA binding. Gene Ontology annotation, cellular component: nucleus.